UCUUCUCGAAAAGUUGAAAUCUAAGCAAAUCUUCAAUCUUGGCGCCUUGUUUGUUUUGGUUGAUAGCUGCUUGAUAGUUGUUUGAUACAGUUUGGACAGUUUCAGUACUUGUCAUGGAGAAAUCUGUUACUUCUCAAGAUGUCUUCGACUCACACACGAGAAUGUUUGAGUUUUAUGAGUACCCACCUCGAUUUCUGGUUGAUCAGGUUCACAUGCUAUUUAUUGAACAAAUACGUGAAGCUAUGAAAGCCACGAGUGAUAAAAUGAUUGAGCUGUUUCCAGACAGAGAGGAAGACAUUCAAAAAUCAUUUACAUCAUUUUCAACUGCUCUACGCAGUGACAUUAAUAAGACAAUGAGGAGAUUUCAGAGAUAUUUUAAUAGAAACUAUUGCUUACCAAAGAAUGUGCCCAGUGAGGAGAAGACAAAAGGAACCAUGCUUGGAAGAGAUUUCAAAGAAAAAAUUAAUGAAUUGUAUGAAGAAAUUCUCACUACGGAAUCCUUCAAUGAUAUGAAAAGAGAAGAGAUACCUCAGAUAGAAGAGCAGAUCUUGAUUAAGGAAUCAGCAAAGAAAGAGAUAACAGAAAUGAAGAAGCAAAUAACAACGCUGCAAGAAAUGAAUGUACUAAACUAAUACCAUCAUUUAAUAUUAUAAUUAUAAUUAAAACAAGAUUCCUUGAUUAAAAUAA
Molecule: messenger RNA, 687 nt
Organism: Amphimedon queenslandica
Lineage: Eukaryota; Metazoa; Porifera; Demospongiae; Haplosclerida; Niphatidae
Exons: 4
Coding region: 114-632 (172 amino acids)
Source: RefSeq, a predicted model, not a curated record